Rotaria sp. Silwood1 is the source of this 477-nucleotide messenger RNA. The record is from the annotation of a GenBank genome assembly. NCBI's taxonomy places the organism in Eukaryota, Metazoa, Rotifera, Eurotatoria, Philodinida, Philodinidae.
AUGUUUCGUGUUUUGAUCAUUGCUUCUAUUAUUAUCAGCAUAGUACAUGGUCAAGAACAUUUUCCACCUGUUCCAUAUAGUGAAGCAUGUGUAACACAAGGAUUUCAUGCUGGUCAUCAGGCAAUUGAUAUUGGAUCUUAUGGUGCUAAACGUAUUAAUUUAUAUACUAUUUGGGAUGGAACAGUGAUUGGUGUUUGUAAUGGUGCUGGUGAUUUUGAUCAAAGUAAAUGUGGACAAUGUGGUAAUUAUGUUGAAAUUCAACAUAAUACUGUUAAAGUUCUUUAUUGCCAUAUGACAUCGGGUUCAAUUACUGUGUCGGUUGGACAGCGUGUUGCACGUGCACAAAAAAUUGGUUUAAUGGGUACAUCAGGUUAUUCAACUGGUGUUCAUUUACAUAUACAAGUGAGAGAAAUAAGUAAUGGUCAAUUACGAGAUAUUCGUACUCGUCUUGGACUCAAUGGAUGGAGAACUUGUUAA